Molecule: messenger RNA, 2022 nt
Organism: Venustampulla echinocandica
Lineage: Eukaryota; Fungi; Ascomycota; Leotiomycetes; Helotiales; Pleuroascaceae
Exons: 3
Coding region: 1-2022 (673 amino acids)
Source: RefSeq, a predicted model, not a curated record
AUGUCCUGUCCGCAAGAAAAUCAUUCUGGCUGGCGAGCAGGAGGCCAAAAUUCUUCCAUAUAUAUCCCACCUGUGUGCCCUCCAAAGCCAACAUCGACGCUUCAGCAAGAGUUGGAUAGGAUGGAAAGAGUUACCCAAGACCUUGCACGACUAGUCAAGAUAGGCUUCAGCCCCAAGAGGGGUGGCUCGCCAGCCCCUAGCGAUAGCAGCGCUGAAUCUAUCCAGACUCAGGUGCUCGCAUGUAACCAGGUCCAGAAUAAUAGCCACGGACUAGUAGAUGGCCCGGUCCUCGGUUCUGGAGUGACGGUUAGCCAAUUGUCGGCAUUUCUUCAGCGGCGCUUAGCAGAACACCAAUCCCACAUCAAAAACGCUCCCGGAAUUGCAACAAAUAUCCAGACUCUGCUUAUUGAUGAAUGUCGUAUUAUCAGCCAAGACUAUAAUAAGGAACAGCGACUCCUUCAGCAGCGCUUUGACCAGAUCUACAAUGAAAACGUUCACGUGAAGACCCAGCUCGGCAACGCCCAACGCGAACUUGCAGAUCAUCACAACAGAUCGAAGGCUGAUAUUUCUGAUGGCAACGAACCCAAAGAAGAGAGAGAUACCGUGUCACUUCAGUCGCAGGUGAAUGAGCUACUUCAUGAAGCUCAAAAGCAUGAAAAGGAAUGGCUUAAUAUACUUGAACAAUCGCGAGUCGCCAACGAAGCACUGUUGAAGAGGAUUAAGGUUCAGGAGGAGCAGCUCAAUGGAAAGCGAGCUUUGUGGGUGGAAUCGAAUCCCAGGUCAAGUGCACACCGUGGUGCUAUGACAACCAUCAAUAAUUCCCUUGCUACUCCAUCCACAAGUCGCGGGGCCAGCGUCAGCAGUGGCCACUGGCAGAUGUCCACCAUGGCCAACUCUCCCACACCGGGUUUGUUGACUACUGCUUCCGGCAAUGGCUCAUUUGGCAAGGGUUCCUUUGGAAAGCAUUCACGCAGCAAGUGUCCAUGGGCUGCACCUCAUCAGGCUGCUGCACCUAACAAUCCCGCAAAUAUUGGCCCUCGACGUCGUCCGCAUCCAUCACCCGGCAGACGGAACCAGUCAGAGGCAUUGAAUGUCUCCGGUCCCGAGCAGCUAGCACAUACUCUCCUACAUGUUCCUAAUACCGAACACGGAGUCGCCCCUCUUAAUCUGCACCGCUCCCAGGCUUUGAUGCCUUAUAAUAUCAAUGAUGAUGAAAUGGCUGAGGAGUAUGCGGCUGCGCUUAUCAACUUCUAUCGGCUGGUCGAAGGCUGGGCCAAAACAUAUACGUCCACGCCGAACCUUGCUAAUGAUCGCGGCAUUGCGAGCUCCAACGUCAGUCUUUGGGCUUUUAUGAUGGACUGCACCUACCCAGGGUUCCGACAGGAUUCUCAUACCCAUGUCAUGACUCUGCUAGGAGAUCCAAACACUAGGUACUGGUUUGUGAUGAGAAUGUGCCUCACCGUUUGCGUCAAUGAGAUUAUUGACCUCAGAUCAUUUUAUGGUUACAGCGAGGUAAUGGAUAGAGAAAUUGACAAACUGAUGGUGAAGCUCCAGGAGCGAGGAGGCCAGGACAACGAUGGUCGCCAGAAGCUCAUUAAUCAGCGAGCGCGGAUAGUUCAACAUAUCAUCUCGGCUCCUGAUUAUCAGCGGUUUCGCAGUGACCAACUUACAGUUUAUUCGAAGCGCUUCCGUCAGGUGCUUGGGCCCAUGCUCGACGAUUCUAUCCAUCUUGGCGAAGCUGGAAGAGACGUCGGCGUAAUUGUAACCGCCACUUGGGAACUUGCAGCCAAACUGUACUCUGCACCGCUUACCUUCCAGAUCAAAUUUCCUCCCACGGCCUCCAGAUUCUCCACGGCCAAUAUGAUCGCCAAGAACCGACCAUACCAGGACGCUCUGCAAUUGCAAAUUAGCCAGGCUCGCCUCAAGCUUGUCAUUACUCCUAUUGCUACUCUCCGGGACGAUCGUAACACCACUAUCAAGGCCAAGAAUUUGCAUCGCUCCCUUGUUCUUACUAUGGACUAA